AUGUCUUCACACGAAAACUCGGUAGAGGAUAUAAAUGUACUAAAGCAGAAAGUUUAUGCCGCUGCAAGAGAUGGAAGAGCUAUUAGUUUAUUUGCUGUGUUAUGGAAUCUUAAUCAGAAACUUGUAGAUGAAGUGCUUCAUUGCCACACGAGUGAAAACGGACAAAUAACAACACCCAUUAUCAUAGCCUCUAGGAACGGCGAGGAGAAAGUGGUUUCGGUUUUACUUUCAAAGUUUAAGAUAAAUCUCGAACAGACAGGGACUGUAAAGUUUGAUGGCUUUGUGUUAGAAGGCGCAACUGCGCUAUGGUGCGCGGCAGGCGCCGGUCAUCUUGGCAUCGUAAAGCUCUUGCUAGAGCACGGAGCAGAUGUCAAUCAUGCCACGAAAACGAAUUCAACACCACUUCGUGCGGCGUGUUUCGACGGUCGACUUGAUGUUGUUCAGUGUUUAGUUGAAAAUGGUGCAGAUAUUUCUAUACCAAACAAGUAUAAUAAUACUUGUCUCAUGAUAACAAGUUACAAAGGACAUUGUGAAGUUGUGCGUUAUUUACUCGAAAAAGGAGCAAACCCUGACUCGACUGCCCACUGUGGUGCUACAGCAAUGCAUUUUGCUGCUGAAUGUGGACAUUUAGAGGUAGUACAAGAUCUAGUAAGAUUCAACGGAAAACAAAUUCCAAAUGAUUACAGAAUGACGCCAUUACUGGUGGCUGCAGAAUGUGGACAAUCUGCUCUUGUGGAAUUCCUUGCAACCAAAGUUGAAACCAAAGAAGAAAAGAUUGAUGCUUUUGAAUUGCUUGGUGCUUCAUUUGCAAAUGAUAAAGAACAUUAUGAUGUAAUGAAAGCUUUUUUAUACCUGCGUGAAGCUAUGCAUUUGAGAUACAGUGAUCCUGACAAUAUUAUUACAAAGAAUGACUAUCCAUGUGUAGAUGCAUACAACAGUCGGAUUGAGUGCAAAACACUUGGUGAACUUAAUGCAAUCAAGUAUGAUUUUGAAGCACUGCACAUGGAAUCACUUGCAAUCAGAGAGAGAAUCCUUGGGCCUGACAACCCAGAUGUCCCACAUCCAAUCAUAUUUAGAGGUGCAGUAUUUGCUGAUAACAAGCGGUUUGACCGUUGCAUCUCACUUUGGCUGCAUGCAAUGAAAUUGAGGCAUACUAAUAAAAGAUCCAUUGCUAAGGAUUUAUUGAGAUUUGCCCAAGUUUUCUCACAAAUGAUUCACAUAGAUGAAGCCGUGAACUUUGUCAGUGUCCAAGAAGUGUUCAAGUAUGCCAUGGCAGAACUUACCAAUGAUAAAGAGAGAAUAACAAAUUCUGAAGACGAUGGAGAUUCUCUGGUUGAGAUACAUCAAACUAAUAUCCAUACUUGUUUAUAUCUUCUUGUAAUUAUUUUAAAAACCAAACAUAGUGCUUCAGAGUUAGAAGGCUUGUACCCACUUGUGUAUCAUUUUCUUAAAUUAAAUCCACUCCUAAAAAAUAACUAUACACCACUACAUAUGGCUGUAGAUGGUUCUACAUAUGUAGAUGAUUUCCAUGUUAAUGAUGUUGUGUCAUUUCCAGACAGCCAAGUUGCUCACCUUUUAAUCAAAUGCGGAGCAAGAGUGAAUGCACAGGACUCCCAGGGAAACACCCCCUUGCACGCUUUAGUAAACAUAUCUCAAAACUCUGUUGUGGAUACAAGAAAAGUUCACAAUACCAUAAAUAUUUUAAUUGACAAUAAUGCUCAUCUUGACAUUUGCAACAAUGAGAGAAAAACUGCCAUUGACUGUGCAAAGAGGGAAGAGGAUGCAGGGAUUCUGAGGGCAUCUGGUCAACUCUCUCUGAAGUGCAUUGCUGCCAGAUGUGUGUGCAACAAUGGACUAAAUUAUCAAGGUCUCAUCCCACCUUACCUUGAGGAAUUUUUAGCUGUUCACUAGCUCUUGAUUGUUCAUUAAAACUUUCUAAGUGAGCAGGUUCGACUAGCUCUAAUGUCCCUUUGUUUUUAGAUCACCUGAGCUGAAGGCUCAAGUGAGCUUUUCUGAUCAAAAUUUGUCUGUUGUUGUUGGCGUUAUCAUAAACUUUUCACAUUUUUGUCUCCUUCUACAGAACCACUGAGUCAAUUUCAACCAAACCUGGCACAGAGUAUCUUUGGGUAAAAGGGGAUUCAAAUUUGUUCAACUGAAGGGCCACACCCUCUUCCAAGGGGAAAUAAUUAAGAAGUAGUAAAAAUAGGGUGGGGUAAAUAAAAAAUCUUUUUCUCAAGAACCACUGGGCCAGAAAAGAUGAAACUUGUGUGAAAGCUAUCUAGGGUACGGUAUAUUCAAGUUUAUUCAAAUCAUUAACCUUGGGCCCCUGGGGGUAGGGUGGGGCCACUAUGGAUGAUGUUUUACAGGAAGGUUUAUGUAGGUAAAAUCUUUAAAAUUCUUCUUCUCAAGAACAGCAAAGUUAUGUUAAGUCAUCUUUAUAUGGAAGCAUCCUCAAGUAGCCAAGAUUCAAGUUUGUCCAAAUUAUGACCCCCAGGGAUAGGGAGGGGCAACUAUGGUGAUCAAAGUUUUACAUAGGAAUACAUAGGAAAAUCUAUAUAAUUCUUCUCAAGAACAGCAAAGUCUUAAUUAGUCAUAUUUAUUUGGAAGCAUCUUCAAGUAGUUUAGAUUAAAGUUUGUUCAAACAUGACCCCCAGGAGUAGG
Molecule: messenger RNA, 2661 nt
Organism: Saccostrea echinata
Lineage: Eukaryota; Metazoa; Mollusca; Bivalvia; Ostreida; Ostreidae
Product: protein fem-1 homolog B-like
Exons: 1
Coding region: 1-1911 (636 amino acids)
Molecular function (GO): protein binding
Source: RefSeq, a predicted model, not a curated record